AUGCCGACGCCAACUGAACUCUUUUUGGCCGAGAGGUGUUUAGAAAAGGAGCUGCAGUGUAUCUAUGGCAAAGUGAUCCAGGACAAUGAAGAUUUUCGAGCAACCUAUCUCUACGUCUUAACUGGACGUGGUGCUUCACCGGUAGACCACCCUGCUGCCUGGAGAGAGCCGAGAUUACAAUCAGUAAGCUCUCUCAGUGAGGUAAUUAAUAACAUUCUAUCUUCCAGUAGCCGUUUGCAAUACUCAUCAUCGUUUUAUCAGUCGAGCUCCUCCCGCAGAUUUAUAGGCUCAUACAUCGCUCACAACAUUGAUCUCAUCAAUCGGGUUCCAUUUACUCCACCUCGUUUUGAUUUGAUUGAUAUGAGAACGAAUUUACCGAUAGCCGCAAUUAACAUGUCGAAGUUUGUGUACUUUCGCUACCAUCAUUUGCCCGCCAGAGAACUCAGAACAGCCUCUCCCCCUCGUAUUGGAAGAAGGCCCGACCACCGAGAUUUUGAAAACUACAGGAGAUCUAUUGAAAUGUUUGUGAGCGACAUUGGAGAGCGAACGAUAGAACGAGCCCGAAGAAUCACAUCUAUGAUUGUGCUGGCAAACGUCAUGAGCGAAGAGUUUAAACGAAGAUGUAGAACGAUAGCGAAUCACUUCCAAUUGGAGACGUUCUUCUACAACUCCGUGACCGAUGACCAAUUGUACUAUGUCUUUACUGAUUUUUGGUCGUCUAUUGACUUUAGGUCCCUUCUAGUUAGCGAUGAGCUCCCACAGUCUCCUACAGAGCAAGAUAAAUGGCGAUUUCAAUUGAGAAGGUUUACCAAAGUGACGUUUGCUUGUUUAGCACGUGAUUACUUCAAAUACUGCUUGCAGGUGACAAGGUUAAAGAAGGGCCAUAAUCGAUGUGAUUCGACGCAACCGUCAGAACGGGAGGAGAAGCUUAAUGAGGAGAAGGCCACUUACGAACGAUUGUGUCGGAACCUGAGGGACUAUCCCAAUAUAACUAGGGGAAAUGAAUUUGUCAGAGAUUUGCACAUAGAGACUCUUGCGCCUCCCGACGAAGAUACACAGCUCAUUACAGAACUGCCAGCUAUCGAGAUACAAGAAGGUCAUAUUCCACGCGGUGGGAUGAUUUUUUUCGAUGUAGAGAAAGAGAGAAAACGCUUCAGUACGGGUUUGCAGAAAGUAGCGGACGAGUGGCGGAAGCCGCCAGCGUUGGUGCUUUUGAAGGACGCUCGGGAUUUUUAUGCUACGCGGAAUUUCCUCGUUGACUGCAAUCCACCCAUGUAA
Messenger RNA from Botrytis sinoallii, 1278 nucleotides. RefSeq lists its product as uncharacterized. NCBI's taxonomy places the organism in Eukaryota, Fungi, Ascomycota, Leotiomycetes, Helotiales, Sclerotiniaceae. The record is from RefSeq and is a predicted model, not a curated record. Bases 1 to 1278 code for a protein of 425 amino acids. The transcript has a single exon.